Carassius gibelio (silver crucian carp) is the source of this 3380-nucleotide messenger RNA. Its product is annotated as transient receptor potential cation channel subfamily A member 1-like. Gene Ontology annotation, cellular component: membrane. The record is from RefSeq and is a predicted model, not a curated record. The transcript has 23 exons. NCBI's taxonomy places the organism in Eukaryota, Metazoa, Chordata, Actinopteri, Cypriniformes, Cyprinidae. Gene Ontology annotation, biological process: monoatomic ion transport; transmembrane transport. Bases 27 to 2789 code for a protein of 920 amino acids. Gene Ontology annotation, molecular function: protein binding; monoatomic ion channel activity.
CCAUACAGUUCGAACAUGGUGCAAAGAUGUGUAUUCAGAACAAACUGGGUCACUACGCUAUCCAUACGGUUGCUUUUGCAGGUGCCAAAGAGGCCAUGGAGCUGGUUUUGAAAAUUGGAGAAGAACUGGGCCUUUCCACUUCAGUGCACAUUAAUUAUUUGGAUAAGACCAAAAGUACUCCCCUCCAUCUGGCUGUACGUGGGGGCAACAUUGAGGUGAUCAAACUCUGCAUUAUUAAAGGUGCCAGAGUGGAUCAGCAACAGUGUGACAAAUCCACGGCCCUCCACUUUGCCUGCACUCAGGGUGCUAUGGAGGCUGUCAAAAUCAUGCUUUCUUCUUACAACAAAGUGGAAGACAUCAUCAACAUUAGGGAUGGAGCCAAUCAGACCCCCUUACAUAGAGCCACGUUGUUUGAUCAUGUCGAGUUGGUUGAAUAUCUUAUUUCAAAGAAAGCAGAUAUUGACUGCAUUGACUGUAAGGGACUGUCUCCUCUGCUGAUGGCCUCCAGAUGCGGUGCUUGGAAAACAGUUGUUUUUUUGCUGUCAAUUGGUGCCGAUUACAGAAUCAAAGACAAAGCAGGUUGCAACUUCCUCCACUUUGUCGUUCUUCAACCAAAAGGGCUGAAAAAUCUUCCUGAGACGGUCUUACAGAGUAAUGCCGUGAAGGAGAUGUUGUCUGAUGAGGAUGUUGAAGGCUGCACUCCUCUGCACUACGCCUGCAAACUUGGCAUCCACGAUUCGGUCAAAAAUAUGCUUGGUCUCAAUAUCUUUGUGGGUCAAAAGUCACGGGAGAAGAAAUCAGCGCUUCACUUCGCUGCAGAAUAUGGGCGUAUAAACACAUGUAAGAGGCUGCUAGAGACCUUCACAGACUCUAAAAUGCUCAACGAUUGGGAUGAAAAGGGUCUGACGCCCCUCCAUCUUGCUUCGAAGGCAGGACACACUCAAGUUGUUGAGCUGCUGCUCAGGAGUGGUGCGCUGUUUCAAAGUGAUUACAAAGGCUGGUCCUGUUUACAUCAUGCUGCGGCUGAGGGAUACACACAGACAAUGAAAAUCCUCCUGGCUGCCAAUGUCAAACUUUUGGACAUAACAAAUGAGGAUGGGAACACAGCCCUUCACAUAGCCGCACAAGCGGGACAUGUAGGUGCUGUUUUGCUGUUAUUGGACAGGGGAGCUGAAAUCACUCUCAACAAUGCUGACAACUCUUUUUUACAUGAAGCUGUGCGUAAUGAGAAAAAGGAUGUCGUGAAUGCUGUCAUUGAAAACGAGAGGUGUGGCGAGGCAAUAAAGUCAUUUAAAUUAACAUCCCGCUGUCCAGUGAUGGACAUCAUAGAGUUCCUUCCAGAGUCUUUUAAGCAUCUUCUGGACCGGUGUAUUUCAGAAUCUGAUCAUGAUGCCAACAGUCCGGAUUAUCAUAUAAAGUAUGAUUUUCAGUGGCUUCAGGCUCCAAUACAGUCAAUGAAGUAUGCUAAAGCAGACAAAGCAUUGAAGUACCAACCAUUAGUAGCUAUGAAUGCCAUGGUGCGGUACAACCGUCUGGAGCUCCUCACUCAUCCUGUGAGCCGAAAAUAUCUGGAGAUGAAGUGGAAGGUGUAUGGAAGCAAGGUUCAUUUGCUCAACCUGGCUGUCUACCUGCUUGGCUUGUUGCCCCUCACAUACCUCAUCCUCAAUCUGAGACCAAAGCAGGACGUUUUUGGAAACAACACAUCUGUCAUCAUGGUGCCAGUAUCUUUUAGAGAGCAAAAAAGUUUAAUCUCAGUCUGUAUAAUCAUGGUGCUUGUCUUUAAUGUGUAUUCCGUUUGCAAAGAGCUGGUGCAGUUGGCUCAGCAGGGAAUAAAUUACUUCACAGACUUCUCUAACCCUGCAGAAUGGGGCGCAGCCAUUAGCUCUUUAGUCUUUGUCAUUCCCAUGUGCUUCAGUCUAAAGAAUACGUGGCAAUGGGAGGCUGGAGCUUUCGCCAUUCUGAAUUCAUGGAUAGCCUUCCUGCUCUACUUUCAGAGGUUUGAGCGAAUUGGAAUUUACGUGGUGAUGUUUGGUGGAAUCAUUAGGACCCUGUUGUGCAUCAUGAUUCUCUUUCUCUUUCUCUUACUCGCAUUUGGAUUGGCCUUCCACGCUUUGAUGCUCCACCAGGACGAGUUCAGCUCCAUCAGCCUUGCAUUAGCCCAGACGUUUGUGAUGACAGUAGGAGAGCUGAACUACCAGAGCACAUUUCUGAAUGCUUAUGAAAAUGGCCGCAUGGCGUUCCCCGGGGUCACCUAUUUUAUCUUUUUGAUCUUUGUGCUUCUCAUGCCUAUUCUUCUCAUGAACCUAAUGAUUGGUUUGGCAGUAGGAGACAUUGCAGAGGUACAAAGAAAUGCAGAGUUGAAGAGGAUAGCCAUGCAGAUAGAUCUUCACACUGCCCUUGAGGAGAAGCUACCUUACUGGUUCCUGAAGCGGGUUGACAAACCAACAAUCACCAUCUAUCCCAAUAAAUGCAAGAAAAUGCUGAUACAGGCGCUCAUUGAGGGUGAGAUCCAAAACACAGUUCGCACCCGUCUGAACCUCCACUCACAGCAAGAAGGGCCUCUGGAGAGAGAGCUGCACAAACAGAAGAGCAGGUUGAAAGAGAUGUCCUGUGUGCUGGAGAAACAGCAUAACCUGCUCAAGCUGAUCAUCCAGAAAAUGGAAAUCACUUCUGAGGCUGAUGAAUACGACGGCCCACAUAACCCUACAGCUCUGAAACAGCCCACUUCCUCCUCAUCUCAGAAGUCAAAAUGGGUCCCGCUGCUGCAAGCUAUUAAGACAAAGAAGUGAUAUUAGAGAUGAUGACAUCAUGUAAAAAAUAUAAGCCAAAUAACCAACCAUCAUUACUUAUAUAGACUCUAUGUUGUUGCGAUUUAGUAUUUUAGUUUUAGUUGUUCUUCUUAUCUGCUUAAGUGUAAUUGUGUAAUCAUAAAUUCAAUAUGUAUUUAGAUAAUAUAAGACAGUCUGUUUAAUCAACUUAAAUUUUAUAAUGAACUUUGAAGAGAAGUGUUUGCAUGAUAUCUAGUGCUUUAAUACAUAAUUAAGAUCUUAUAGCAUUUGGAAUUGAUGCACUGACAAGCUUCUAAAGCAGACUUUAAACUCCGUAAUGUAUCUCAAAUAGAUUUAUUACACUAAUCAGUCCACAUUUGUGCUCAACGUGUAGAAAAAAAAUAGCAUGUGAAUCUGGCCUCGUGCCCGGAUGUAGUAACCCUGAGAUGCUUGGACAUUCCAAACACUAAUUUCAAAGUAGUUCUGCCAAAGGGGAGCACAAGUGUGUAACCCUUAUUUUUGGGUAUUAAUUAGUCCAUUUUGUAUUAUAUCCACCACUACAUCAUGAUGGGAUUCCAACGAAAGCUGCAUUUAAUAAAACCAUCUUGUUGA